GUCCGGGGCGGCGGCCGGACUACAACUCCCUCCCGCCCGCGGGGUGUCGCGAGGCCGUCCGGCGUGAGGCGUCCGCGAGCGGGGAGUCUCCAAGAUGGCCGCGUGGGGAAGGAGGCGUCUUGGCCCGGGCGGCGGCGGCGGCGGCGGCGGCGCCGCCGCCCGAGAGAGGGUGAGCCUGGCGGCCACAGACUGUUACAUCGUGCAUGAGAUCUACAACGGGGAGAAUGCCCAAGACCAGUUUGAGUACGAGCUGGAGCAGGCCCUGGAAGCCCAGUACAAGUACAUCGUGAUCGAGCCCACCCGCAUCGGUGACGAGACAGCCCGCUGGAUCACUGUGGGCAACUGCCUGCACAAGACCACCGUGCUGGCGGGUACUGCCUGCCUCUUCACCCCGCUGGCGCUGCCGCUGGAUUACUCCCACUAUAUCUCCCUGCCUGCGGGCGUGCUGAGCCUGGCCUGCUGCACCCUCUACGGCAUCUCCUGGCAGUUCGACCCCUGCUGCAAGUACCAGGUGGAGUACGACGCCUACAAACUGUCCCGACUGCCCCUGCACACACUCACCUCCUCCACCCCGGUGGUGCUGGUCCGGAAGGACGACUUGCACAGAAAGAGACUGCACAACACGAUAGCACUGGCGGCCCUGGUGUACUGUGUAAAGAAGAUUUACGAGCUCUGCGCCGUAUGAUCGGGGCAGAGUAAGGGGAGCAGGCAGCCCGGCAGCGAGGUGGCAGAAUGGAGCCCGGGAAGGCAUCUGGCUGCACGUUUGUUAUUUUAAAGAAAUAACAGAUCACAAGUGUACCAGGGGUUUUUUCAGCUCAUCACACUAAGAUGUGGAUUCCCAUAACCCACGGGGGCCUGAGGCUGUGGAAGACCGACCAGGCAGCAGGAUGUGAUGGAAGCAACGCUACUGAGGGGAUAUGAACGCGCCUGGGGGGUCGUUAAGUAUGUUGUUUAGCUGUACCAUCCAGAGCCAACCAGAAGCUAUUGACCAUUAAAAUUAUAAGAAUUUCA
Molecule: messenger RNA, 1011 nt
Organism: Mesoplodon densirostris (Blainville's beaked whale)
Lineage: Eukaryota; Metazoa; Chordata; Mammalia; Artiodactyla; Ziphiidae
Gene: TMEM11
Product: transmembrane protein 11
Exons: 2
Coding region: 95-685 (196 amino acids)
Biological process (GO): inner mitochondrial membrane organization
Cellular component (GO): mitochondrial inner membrane
Source: RefSeq, a predicted model, not a curated record